AUGGUUUCCCUCAAGACUCUCAUUUCUACUAGCCUCUUACUGGCCAAUAUUACCACAGCUCAUCCGGGCGAAAAACAUGACCAUGAGCACAUCAAAAGACAGAUUCAGGCUCGAGACGCCGUGGCCAACCUCGGUCAGAGAUCAUUGAACGCGUGCUCUGGUUCUGAGCAUGCGAAUGCCCUCAAGGCUCGAUCCAUUUCGCGUCGCGCCAAAAAGGUGCAAGAGCUUCGAAAGAAACUCGGUAUCAAGUCUUCUCCCAGAAAACACCGCCGCGAUGAGGACGACAUCAUUGCUUGGGAAGCAGUAAACCACAACAAGACUGGUGUUUCCAAGUACGACAUGUUUACUCCCCUCGAGACAAUCUUUGGCGCCAACUCCAGCUGUAUCUUGUCCCCUGAGAUCACUGCUGGUCCAUACUAUAUCGUCGGCGAAUAUCUACGAUCCAACGUCAUCGAGGAAGAACACUGUGAUGGAGUUCCGGUGUUCCUCGAGGUACAAUACGUCGAUGUGUCUACCUGUGGAGGAGUUCCCAACCUGGCUACCGAUGUCUGGAACUGCAAUGCUACAGGUGUUUACUCUGGCGUGAGCUCCCAGGCUGGCCUCAACACUACGUUCCUCCGUGGCAUCCAGAUCACCGACCACGAUGGUGUGGUUCAAUUCGAGACUAUUUUCCCUGGUCACUACGAAGGUCGUGCUACGCACACUCAUCUCCUCACUCACUCUAACGCAUCGGUUUCUGCCAACGGCACUAUUCAAAACUGGGAUACCCCAGUUUCCCACAUUGGACAACUCUUUUGGCCUGAGAACCUGCGCGAAGAGGUUGAGGCUCUUGCACCCUACAACACCAACACUGUUGAAGUGACCACCAACGAAGAGGAUAUGUGGUCGAUUCUCCAGGCUGACGAGUCCUACGAUCCUUUCCCUCAAUAUGUUUAUCUUGGUGACACCGUUCAGGAGGGAAUCUUUGCCUGGAUUCAAAUUGGUAUCAACACAACUGUGGACUACUCUUCGGACGAAUACUAUGGGGUCGCCGGAUAUUUGGAUGGCAAGGGUGGUCAUGCUUUGGAUAGUGGUAUUGGUGGUGGCGGUCAAGGUGGUGGACCUCCUGGCGGUAGUGGAACUCCCCCUGCAGGCCAACCUACUCCUACCCCCUCGUCCUAG
Molecule: messenger RNA, 1161 nt
Organism: Fusarium venenatum
Lineage: Eukaryota; Fungi; Ascomycota; Sordariomycetes; Hypocreales; Nectriaceae
Product: Intradiol ring-cleavage dioxygenase
Molecular function (GO): ferric iron binding; oxidoreductase activity, acting on single donors with incorporation of molecular oxygen, incorporation of two atoms of oxygen
Source: RefSeq, a predicted model, not a curated record